CCCUGACUGAAGUAUAGUGUGUUUAGAUGAAGACGGUUUCGGGUGGGCAGAACAGUAGCUUUCGACAAUAUAAAGCUAAUCAAUCCUGCACUUUUGUGGCAUCUUCGUAUUGCUGUUGUGAUUAAGGGACUGACUCCAGACUUACUGAUGAUGAGCAUGCUGGGUAAUGAGAUGCACUAUGAGCAAUCAGAGGAUGAAGGAUGGAGGAUGGCUUAUCUCAUCUUCAGAUGUGUGUCCUGUGAACCUUUAAAUUGCUGAAGGCUAUAAACUCACGAUUAUCAAUAUGUGCAAUCAUAAUGUCAUCUAUCAGUAUGGCAGCACUUUAAAACACCCACCUUUUCAGUGACCGGCGUACAGAACUGUGAGCUAAAGAACAAUAAGCUCACAAAUUGUAGUGCCAAGAACACAUGACGCCCACUCAGAAAACAAACUCUUGCAAAUAUUUUCAAAUGAAUUAACUUGAAAAAAUCCAACAAGAAAAUCAUGCCUGAUCUAAAAAAAAGUAAAAAAAAACUCAUCAGUUUGCUCUUAGAGUGACUUCAUUUAUUUUCACCUUGCCUUUUAAUUAGAGCCAGAUAUCUGUUUGCACCAUCACAUGCUGCCAUGACUCAACCCAAUGUUACAGUUCUUUCGGCUAAUAUCUCUGGAGGAUCGGGAUUGGGUAAUCUGUACCGCCCGUUUUCUGUGUUCAGUGUUCUCACGCUCACUUUGCUGGCCAUGCUAGUGGUGGCAACCUUUGUAUGGAAUCUUCUGGUUUUGCUGACCAUCCUGAGGGUGCGCACCUUCCAUCGUGUUCCCCACAAUCUGGUUGCCUCCAUGGCUAUCUCGGAUGUGAUGGUUGCAGGACUGGUUAUGCCCCUAAGUCUAGUUAGGGAGCUUUAUGGUCGUCGGUGGAUUCUGGGUCGGGCCCUGUGUCAGGUCUGGAUCUCCUGCGAUGUACUCUGUUGCACAGCCAGUAUCUGGAAUGUGACGGCCAUUGCCCUAGAUCGUUAUUGGUCCAUAACACGCCACCUGGAGUACACAUUAAAAACACGCAAACGAAUCUCCAAUGUGAUGAUCUGCCUCACAUGGCUACUCUCCUCUGUUAUCUCACUUUCUCCACUUUUUGGUUGGGGUGAGACUUACUCAGAAGACAGCCUGACUUGUCAAGUAAGCCAGGAGCCCUCCUACACAGUCUUCUCUACUUUUGGAGCCUUUUACCUGCCCCUCUGCGUGGUGCUCUUUGUCUAUUGGAAGAUAUACAAGGCUGCCAAGUUCCGCAUUGGCUCUCGCAAGACCAACACCAUCACACCCAUGGCUGAGGUCAUAGAGGUAAAGGAGGCCGAACGGCAGCCACAGAUGGCUUUCACGGUUCGUCACGCAACUGUAUCGUUCCAGACGGAUGGCGAGACAUGGCGAGAGCAAAAAGAGAGGAGAGCGGCUCUGAUGGUGGGGAUCCUGAUUGGUGUAUUUGUGCUCUGCUGGAUUCCUUUUUUCCUUGCUGAGCUCAUCAUUCCACUCUGUUCGUGCGACAUCCCACCUGUCUGGAAAAGUGUCUUUCUCUGGCUGGGUUACUCAAACUCCUUCUUCAACCCACUCAUCUACACAGCCUUUAAUAAGAACUACAACAACGCCUUUAGAAAUCUUUUUUCCAGACAGCGAUGAGGAACAGAAGGAACUAUGAAUGGAAUGAAAACCUUUGGGUUUUAUGAGUAGAAAGUGAGAAGAACAUUAAAAAAAGCCAUCUUCUCACUUCAGAAUCACACAGAAGCGAUGUGAAAGCAAAGCCAUGAAUGCACUGGCUCUAACUGCUGUUCCAGGAGGAAGGGAGGAUUGCCAACCCACAUCAAGAAAUUGCAGGCCUAGUGAUAUCUCUAGUGAUCACAUCUUCACCUGCUGGUCAUAUAUCUGUCAAAAUAUGGUGGCUGCUGACGUCUUCAUGGUUAGACAAGUUGGCCAUCGUCUGUUAAAUCAGCAGUGCUGAGAUAAUGCAAGUGUUCCCUUUAGCAAAACUGAACCACUGAUUCAGACACUGAAGUAAUUGUCCGUAUCCCUCACCAUCGCUGUGAACUCUUGAGAGAGAAAACAAUUACUGGUUUCACUGUUCUGAAGGGUGUGAAACAUCAAAGCCAUUUUGGUCACAAGUAGGCAUAUGUACACUUUAUGAAAAUCUGGCCUAAUUCACAUCCUUUCACUCCUUCCAAAAUGACUUGGCUAAGGAGCAAUUUAUAUUUCCAUCCCAUUUCCUUUCAUUAAAGUCAAGAAAAGAAAGUCGAUGUGCAAAAGAUGAACAAAGGCAAGACAUGAUUUCAGGUAGAGACGUGAAAUUAAGUUUUCGUUCAGAAAAAACAGGACAUUAGAUCACACCUCCCUCCACCUGACCACUCUCAACUGGUCCUUCCAUUCCAUCCAGUAGCUUUACAAACUUUCAACCAGUCUCUUCAUCUCAAUUACUCAAAAUAAUUUCUCAGAUGAAACUUACAUUCUGUCAACUUACAUUCUGUCAGUUUUGCCUGGUCGUCUGUUUAGAGAGGUUUUAGAUACAAUCAUCCCCACCCUCUUAACUAUAAUAAACAGCUCCUUAAUAAACAGGGUAUUUCCAGAAAGAUUUAAACAUGCUGUCAUACAGCCUCUAUUGAAAGGACCUCAUCUUGACCCUACCGUGCAUAACAACUACAGGCCUAUCUCUAAACUUUGUUUCAUUUCAAAGGUUUUGGAAAAAGUUGCACUUUUACAGUUUACUUUAUACCUGGAUACUUUUAAUAUUCUAGACCUAUUUCAGUCUGGUUUUAGAGCAUUGCAAUCAGCAUUGCUGAAGGUCAUGAAUGACAUUUUGCUGUCUAUCUAUUCUGGGUCUUCUGGUCGACCUCCAACUAUAUCUUGCAAUCAAACAAGGAAAUUACUUUUCAUUAGAUCAUCUCUUCUCAUGCCUCAAUGAAGUCAAGUCCUGGAUGACAAAUAACUCACUGCAACUGAAUGAAAAUAAAACCGAAGUGCUUCUACUGGGUCCUGCUGCUACCAACAACUCUGUUAAAACACAGUUAGGUUCUUUUAUUAACAACCUGCACAAUAAUGAAAAAAUCUUGGUGUCUGUUUUAACCCUCUUUUCCAAUUUGACAAGCACAUAAAUGCAGUUCUAAAGAGUAGCUUUUUUUUCCAACUUAGAUCUGUAGCAAAAGUGAAGCACCUUCUUUUUAGUAAAGACCUUGAAAUUGUGAUCCAUGCACUAAUUUCUUCUCGAUUGGACUACUGCAACUCUCUUUAUGUUGGCCUACCUCAAUCUACACUGUCUCGGUUACAGAUGGUUCAGAACUCGGCAGCCAGAUUGCUGACAGGAACUGGAAAAAGGGAUCAUAUCUCCCCUGUCCUUGCCUCAUUGCAUUGGCUCCCCAUAAAAUUUAGAGUUGACUUUAAGAUCCUUCUUUUCGCAUACAAAGCAUUGCACAACUUGGCCCCCAGAUUAUAUUUCUGAUCUUAUUAAACCAUACACAACUGUUAGGUCAUUAAGAUUUUGUGAUCGGUUACUUUUAUCUGUCCCUUGUUCACGUUGCAAAUCAAAAGGUGAUCGAGCUUUCUCUGUAGCUGCCCCAAAGCUCUGGAACAGUCUACCUUAGUAUACCAGGGCCUCUCCAUCACUGGAUGUUUUUAAAACCAGUUUAAAGACUUAUUUUUACUCUUUAGCAUUCGAGUGAUGCUGUGCAUGUAUAUGUGUAUAUGUAUAUAUUAUUUUUUUAUAGUUGGUGUUCCAUGUUAUGUAUGUAUAUACAAUUUGUUUGAUUGACUUUGAUAUUUGACUUUUAUCUCAAUUUUUCCCCUCCUUUUCUAUUUUAAUUUCUGAUUUACUGUAAAGCACUUUGGAUCAACUAUAGUUGUGUUAAAUUUGUGCUAUAUAAAUAAAAUUUGACUAGACUUGACUUGACUUGACUUACAGACUUGUGCAGAUGAAAGAAAGACUAUUGAACAAAAUAGUGGUUAUAAAUGACUUAAUAAAUGCCUUUGUUUCAAAGCAGCACAUCUCUGAAUUUAUGUACAUUAUCCUGAAUGGAUUCAGCUUUCCUCUUUGUAAGCUACCAGUAGCAAAGUAAACUGGAAUAGGGACAUUACAUGGAACGAAAUGUAAACAUGCCUGUAAUUACUCUGUGAUGGGAGCUAUGCUACAAUUAAAUAAAAUAUAUGGACUGAUCAUGCAUUCAAGGUUAUUAAAGAUUCAGAAAAUGAUCACUCUGUUGGUUAUCAGUAAUUGAU
This is a messenger RNA of Megalobrama amblycephala (Wuchang bream), 4224 nucleotides long. RefSeq names its product 5-hydroxytryptamine (serotonin) receptor 5A, genome duplicate b (gene htr5ab). The record is from RefSeq and is a predicted model, not a curated record. Bases 604 to 1644 code for a protein of 346 amino acids. NCBI's taxonomy places the organism in Eukaryota, Metazoa, Chordata, Actinopteri, Cypriniformes, Xenocyprididae. Gene Ontology annotation, molecular function: G protein-coupled serotonin receptor activity. Gene Ontology annotation, cellular component: plasma membrane. Gene Ontology annotation, biological process: adenylate cyclase-activating adrenergic receptor signaling pathway. The transcript has 4 exons.